Cladocopium goreaui is the source of this 525-nucleotide messenger RNA. The record is from the annotation of a GenBank genome assembly. NCBI's taxonomy places the organism in Eukaryota, Dinophyceae, Suessiales, Symbiodiniaceae.
AUGUUGCAGAUGGAAGCAGUGAUAAGGAGCACAACGGCCAGAAGGAAGAAGACAUCGAUGCUGAGCAGCCCCUCCCAGAUGCAGAAUAUGUUCCUGUUGGUGCUGGCGAAGCUGUCAUUUGUCGGAGGAACUGGAAGAGGAUCUUCAACCAGUCCAUUGCGAGAUUUGCCUGUGGAUCUGCCAAGCCGAUUGAGUCCAGGCCUAUGUCUUGACGGAGCCGUGGCAUGUGGCCCUUUCGGCGCCGCUCUGUGGGCACUGUCAGGAUGGCAUAAAACCAUGUGCACUUCUCCCAAUGAUGGUGAAGCCCGCGGUGAUGGUCCAAUUGGCUGCUGUUGCGCUUGCGCGUCGCGAUGUAUGGUCGGCCAUCCCGCCACAACUCACGAUCGAAUGUUGCUUCGUGCGCUUGCCUGCAAACAAGGCUUUGCCUUUGCAGUCGUUUGCUUUGAAGUGAGAGUGAGUGGAACCCUAGUUUUUUUUCCUAAGGGGCAACUCCUUUCCUCCUUCCUUGGAGUAGUGAAGGACUAA